Messenger RNA from Vanrija pseudolonga, 1485 nucleotides. It is a transcript of the gene CTA1, whose product is annotated as Peroxisomal catalase. The transcript has 5 exons. Gene Ontology annotation, biological process: response to hydrogen peroxide; hydrogen peroxide catabolic process. The record is from RefSeq and is a predicted model, not a curated record. NCBI's taxonomy places the organism in Eukaryota, Fungi, Basidiomycota, Tremellomycetes, Trichosporonales, Trichosporonaceae. Gene Ontology annotation, molecular function: heme binding; catalase activity. The coding region runs from base 1 to 1485 and encodes 494 amino acids. Gene Ontology annotation, cellular component: cytoplasm; peroxisome; mitochondrion.
AUGGCCCCCAACAGAACGGACCGCACUUACACGCUGCAGGAGGGCUGCCGGUAUGGCUCAGCAUCGACGGCUCAGCGCUUUGGCGACCAGCGCCCCAUUCGCGGGCUCAUGCUGCUCCAGGACACCCAGUUGAUCGAGACCCUCGCGCACUUCAACCGCGAGCGUAUCCCCGAGCGCACUGUGCACGCCGGCGCCGUCGGCGCGUGGGGCGAGCUCGAGGUCACGCACGACAACUCGGACCUCACAAGCGCCGCCUUCCUCAAUGGCAAGGGCAAGACGUCCAAGGUCCUGUGGCGGCUCAGCAUCACUGGCCCGAGGCCGGGACACUACGAGACGACGCGCGACGUCCGCGGCUGGGCGAUGAAGAUCUUCACUGAAGAGGGCAACCAGGACUUUGUGUUCAACAGUAUUCCCACGUUCUUCAUCCGCGACCCCAUCAAGUUCCCGUCGAUGAACCGCUCGCAUAAGGUCCAUCCGUCCAAGAACGCGGUGGAUCCGAACAUGUUCUGGGACUUCCACGUCAACAACCAGGAGGGCAUACACGCCCUCAUGAUGCUCUUCUCGAACCGCGGCAUUCCGGCCAACGUGCGCCAGCUCAACGGGUACUCGGGCCACACGUACAAGUUGACCCGCGCCGAUAGCUAUGUGUACGUCAAGAUCCACUUCCUCACCGACCUCGGAGCCAAGGGGCUUCGCCUCACCGAGGCAAAGAGGUUGGGCGGUGAGCGCCCGUCGCUGCACACCGUCGACAUGCACGAGCACAUUGCGCAGGGCAAGUUCCCCACAUGGACCAUGUAUGCCCAGGUCAUGACAGCCGAGCAGGCGGCCACUUAUCGCUGGAACAUCUUCGACAUGACCAAAGUGUGGCCGCACAAGGACUUCCCGCUGCGUCCAAUGGCCAGGCUGACCCUAAACAAGAAUCCGGAAAACUACUUCUCGGACAUUGAGCAGGCGGCCUUCUCGCCAUCGACCAUGGUGCCCGGCAUCGCGCCUUCGCUCGACCCGAUGCUCCAAGCGCGCAUGUUCGCGUACCCCGACGCGGCCCGCUACCGCGUCGGCGUAAACUACCAGCAGCUGCCGUGCAAUCGGCCCGUGUCGCACGUGUAUGCGCCGUACGAGCGCGACGGCGCGAUGCGCUACAUGACCAACUACGGUAGCGACCCGUCGUACGUCAACAGCGCGCUCGUGCCUGUGCAGUUUGAGAGCGAGAUCGGCGCGAGCGGCUACUCGAUUGGCCAUGACGAGGUCAUGGUCGGCCGCGUGGCUGGCUACGCCUCCGAGGUCACCGACGACGACUUUGUGCAGGCGCGUGCCAUGUGGGAUGUGCUUGGGUGCCAUAGUGGCGAGCAGGAAGAUUUUGUCGACAAUGUCGUUGACAGUCUCCUGGGAGUUGUUGCCUCCCUCCAGAAGGGCGCGAUUGAAAUGUUCGCGAGGGUAGACCCGGCGCUCGCCAAGGCGAUUGCGUCGGCGUUGGGUUACAAGUAG